ACCGUGGCUAAAAACAACAACAAACGUUCCAGUAAUGCUCACCGAGGCCGUGAGCUGAAGGUUCAUUAAGAUGAUUUACGUCAUCAUGGGAGUCUCAGGCUGUGGAAAAAGCACAUUUGGGGCAUUCCUCUCAGAAAAGUUGGGCUGGUCGCUGUAUGAAGGAGAUGACUUCCAUCCACAGGAGAAUAUUGAGAAGAUGACUCGUGGUGACUCGCUCACAGACCAGGACAGAUUGCCUUGGCUCUUGAAGCUACAUGAAGUUAUUGAGCGAGAAAGGUGUUCAGGCUCUGAUGUCAUUGUGGUGUGCUCUGCCCUCAAGCGACUCUACAGACAAAUCCUGAUCUAUGGUUCCAGUGCACUCAUUUCCUCUUCUGGUCCAGACCAAGAAACUCUGCCUCCCUCUUGUCCUGAUGUGUUUUUUCUCUUCCUACAUGGGGACUAUAAUCUCAUUCACCAGAGGAUGGUGGCCCGUAGAGGACACUAGAAAGCUGACCUGCUGCGUUCCCAGUUUGAUGUUUUAGAACCUCCACUGGAUGAGGAGAAUGUAAUACCACUUGACAUUAGGAAGUGCAUCUCUGAUAUGACGGCGGAGAUUGAAAAACAUCUCAGCCUGAGAUCACAGCUGACGUAACCAUGGCAGCGCAGCAUACACAGUCAGAGCUCAUAUUAUCUGUGAGCGAUGGGACUAAUGACAUCAAGCCUGCUCAGGUUUUAUGAUUGAAAGAUAAUUUAUUAAUUUAUAAGCACAGAGGCACACCAAGUCUUGUUUUUUUUAUUUCAAACAAAUAUGGAUUAUAUGUUCUUUCAUGACAGUCCUGCAUAAAAAAGCACUUCAACAUUUAAAACAGGAGUGCACUUGCUAUCAUUUGUGCGCACAGUUGUGCUGGUUGUAAAGUGAGGUGUGGUCAUGUGCAGUAUAGGUGGGUGAUUCUUUAACUACGGGCACUAUUGGCCUUGUAAAUGUAAUUUCCACCACACCAUUGCCUUACAAUAUAAAGCGCCUUGGGGCAACUGUUUGUUGUGAUUUCGCGCUAUAUACAUGUGC
Thalassophryne amazonica is the source of this 1045-nucleotide messenger RNA. RefSeq names its product probable gluconokinase. Lineage: Eukaryota; Metazoa; Chordata; Actinopteri; Batrachoidiformes; Batrachoididae. Gene Ontology annotation, molecular function: gluconokinase activity. The record is from RefSeq and is a predicted model, not a curated record. Gene Ontology annotation, cellular component: cytoplasm.